Nomia melanderi (Alkali bee) is the source of this 6540-nucleotide messenger RNA. RefSeq names its product furin-like protease 1. Gene Ontology annotation, biological process: peptide hormone processing. NCBI's taxonomy places the organism in Eukaryota, Metazoa, Arthropoda, Insecta, Hymenoptera, Halictidae. Gene Ontology annotation, molecular function: serine-type endopeptidase activity. The record is from RefSeq and is a predicted model, not a curated record. Gene Ontology annotation, cellular component: trans-Golgi network; Golgi membrane.
AGCCGUGCUACGUCGUAGGGAUGAGAUCGCAACGAGGCAGGACGUCGCACGAUCCGACAUUCGCGCGACGACGGUGACACGAUACAGAAAAGACUGCACGCGGCUGCCCCGCCGAGACGCACGCGUAACGUGUCACGGAUUCCGGUGAUUUCGGUUGUCGCGUGCCGUGGACCGACCUAAACAGCCCGGACGGCGGCCACGGAGAGGUUUGGCGGCACAAGAGGCGUGUUUCCCAGGCUGUGCAACUGUGCGGUGCUAUCCCCGUUUCUCCAUCUUCCGCAUUCCUCGGCCACCGAUUGAGAGAGUGUAUCUCUUUCACCGUGCCCCGCGAGCGUUGUGUAUCGACGGUUCACUUUCUCCCUCUCUCUUUCUCCCGCUGUCUUCGCUCUCGACCUUUUUGGGAUUAUCGCAAGCGCGUGGACGGACGGACUGACGGAUACCACCGGACCCGUUCGGCGUUCGAGGGAAUCCCGAACCUUACGGCGAACCCCCGGUGCACGCACAUUCAUUUCUAGAUUGGACACCAGUGAAGAGGGCGAUCUGACGUUGGCGUCGACGGGAUAAAACAGAGAAAAUUACGAGCAAAUAAAAGACCACGGGGACGCGCGGCAGAGCGAAUCUUCCUAUCCGCGCAUCGACGGAGAACGCACAAAGUCUACGCGAAUCGAUUGGUCAUUGGUCGACAAGUCCGUGCUCGUACACGGAUUGAAUGGCAGGUCAAGCACUCGAUUCCCGUCCCGGGACAGUCUUCUCACGGUUCCGGAUGACCCACGGAUAACCGUAUUUCCCGUUCGGAACGGGCGCUAAGCUCAUCCGGCUGCAGAGCAGUUGGUCCGUUUCAGCAGCUUGUUGCCGAUCGUCACGGCUAAUCUUGAUCGUUCCGUCAUUUCUGUGGACUCUCCCCACCCGGCCGAGUAUCAUCAACUCCCAUUAUCUCUGGCUGCGUCGGGAUCUCCCUGGCAAGAUAACAGAGUCGCUAAAGUAAUCAGACCAGCUAAAGGGACAGCGAAACAAAGGAAGCUACCGAAAGAAGAUCCAUCGAAGACACCUUCCUCGUCGGAAGACCAUAUCCUAACGGUUUCCCUAAGAGUACCAAGAAAGUCACUGUCCAAGACUCUGUCCUAGGCCAAGGGAUCCUCGGAUGAAGGUAGGAUCGUGAGACAGGGGACGUUGGUUUCGAACGCCACCGCCCUUGAUCCAGGUUAGCCACGUGCACCGAACAAGUCCGUGAUUAUCGGUGUUACGAAGAUCGCGUUGGCUUCCCCACCAAUAACGGCCACAUGACUUGACGAUUGCCCUACCUACCGCUGUUCGUCGUUGAGUGAAGGCGGCGACAGUGGCAGCAGCGACGUCGCCGAAGAGGGAGCGACGCGUACGAAGACGGCGGCGACCACGACGACGACCGACGACGACACCGACGACGACACCGACGGACGUGGACGAGGAAAGAGGAGAGCCCUCGCCGGGAAACGCAACGCCGUAUACGCGACUUCCUCGUGCAUCGCCGGUGCGGAGGAGUAUUUAACCAGUGACACACGCGGCUGCUAGUUCAGUUGUUGGCGGUCGGUCAUCAGGUGCGAACCUCCUCGCGUGUUCUCUGCCGGCCCUCCUGUCUCUCUCGACCGGUUUCUUUUCCUUCGGCCGGCACGGUUCCGCGGUAUAUUCAACCAACCCCCCGCGACCGCCCGAUCCUCGCGUGUUGUUGUUCACCGGUGGUGGCUGUUGUGUCCCGUUGUGCCGUUGUUUGUGUCGUUGUUCCUUGUUAUCUGUCCCUCGUCGCCGCGCCCCCCACGUCGGUUUGCAGUGGCGCGGUUUCGGUGGAUAGUAGUGGGUGGGAUAGCAGUGCCGAGUGUGAAACUGGAGCCGGCGGUGGUGGUGCCGGUACAGGGAAAGAAGAACUAUCAUGUGCCCGCAGAUGAUUUUCGGACUUGCGGUGCUCGCGCUGCUGACUCCGGCUGGUCGGGUCGCUGCUUACACGAACCAGUGGGCGGUGCACGUCGAGGGUGGACCGGAGGUCGCUCAGCGGGUCGCGUGGGAGCAUGGAUUUCAGUAUCUUGAUAAGAUAGUCGACGACUGGUACCACAUGGUGCACACGUCGGUGGUGAAGAGGUCGGCGGAGCCGCAUCUAGGGAUUCACGGGAGGCUGCUACAGGACCGCAGGGUGCGCCGGGCCGAGCAACAGCGUGUUAAAUCGCGAACGAAACGGGAUCUGAUCAAACGUGGUCCGUCCAAUCUCCACACGAUCCUGAACGACGAGAGGUGGUCACAGAUGUGGUACUUGAAUAGGGGGAAUGGAUUGGACAUGAACGUGCAGGAAGCUUGGGCCGAAGGAAUUACGGGGAACGGGGUCGUGGUCACGAUUCUUGACGACGGAUUGGAAAAGGAUCAUCCGGAUCUCUGCAAAAAUUAUGACCCACAAGCCAGUUACGAUGUUAACAAUCACGACGAAGAUCCGAUGCCGAGAUACGAUCUUUUGGACAGCAAUCGACAUGGUACCAGAUGUGCCGGCGAAGUGGCUGCCACUGCUAAUAAUUCCAUCUGCGCAGUCGGUGUUGCGUUCGGAGCCGGUAUUGGGGGAGUAAGGAUGUUAGACGGAGACGUGACGGACGCCGUCGAAGCGAGAUCCCUUAGCCUAAAUCCCCAGCACAUCGACAUUUACAGUGCCUCCUGGGGGCCGGACGAUGACGGUAAAACGGUUGAUGGCCCCGGCGAACUUGCCACCAGAGCUUUCAUCGAAGGAAUCACGAAGGGUCGUCACGGGAAGGGAUCGAUCUUCGUCUGGGCGUCGGGCAACGGCGGCAAGGACCACGACAACUGCAACUGCGACGGUUAUACGAACAGCAUCUGGACGCUGUCCAUCAGCAGCGCAACGGAGAACGGCCAAGUGCCCUGGUACAGCGAGGCGUGUUCCUCGACCCUGGCGACCACCUACAGUUCCGGUUCAGCGGGGGAGAAACAAGUGGUGACCACCGACCUGCAUAACCAUUGCACCAGCAGUCACACGGGCACGUCCGCGUCGGCGCCCCUCGCGGCCGGCAUUUGCGCCCUUGCCCUCGAGGCCAACAAAGAUCUGACCUGGAGGGACAUGCAGCACAUCGUCGUGCGAACCGCGAAACCCGCGAACCUGAAGGCGCCGGACUGGGUGACAAACGGCGUCGGAAGGAACGUGAGCCACAGUUUCGGUUACGGACUGAUGGACGCCGCAGCCAUGGUACGUUUAGCUAGAAGAUGGCGGACGGUGCCUGAGCAACACAGGUGCGAAGUUUCGGCACCACAUAUGGGCAGGCCGAUACCACCGAACAACAAGUUAACUCUGGAAUUGAACGUCAAGGAGUGUACCGGUGUUAAUUUUCUCGAGCACGUGCAGGCGAAGGUAUCUCUGAUGGCGACGAGAAGAGGGGAUCUUCAGAUACAGCUAACAUCUCCACAGGGCACCAAAAGCACCCUGCUCGCGAAAAGGCCACACGACAUCUCGAAAGCCGGUUUCAAUCAAUGGCCAUUUAUGUCGGUUCACACUUGGGGCGAAAGGCCACACGGCACGUGGAAACUUGAAAUCCACAAUGAGGGUCGAUAUCAAGGUCGCGCGACCCUUCACGAGUGGGCGCUGAUCUUCUACGGCACGGCGACGCUGCCGGACCGCACGGAGUACGCGCUGUACAGCCCGGCCAGCAUAAACAUCCCCAGGAGGCCGUUCGUGAAGCCGCGCGAGACCGCGUUCUCCAAGUCGCAGAACUCGUUGACGGGCUCGAAGGGCAAGCAGGCUCAGCACAAGUCCGAGAAGUCCGGCAAUCUGAGCCCGCCGUACGUGGUGAACGCGCAGACCCAGUCCCAGAGGAAGGGCAAGGCGCGGGGGCAGCACAAGAACGGCAAAUCAGCGAACAAGCCGACCCCGAAGCCGACCGUUCAGACUCUGAGGGGAUUGACAGCUGCCAAAGGGGCCAACGUCGCCGGGGAGGUCCGCUUGAUCACGUCCAGGCCACGCGGAAGGAGCACCCCUAGCCCGAUCACCACCACCGUCGCCCAGACCAGACCCACGGUGACUGUCCCUACCACCAGGAUCACGAGCAGGCAGAGGAUCGUCAAUAUCGUGACAGCGUCGUCUCUUCAAAGGGGCUUGAUCCUCUUAGAGCCCCCGGCGAAACCUGUCAUCGAGAACAUGCCGGCCAUCUUCCAGCAAUAUCCCAAGAUCCAGGAACUGUAUCCGCUUUACCCUAUCUUCCCCGGUGUGCGCGGGACCGGACAACACGCGACCAGGGCGAAGGGCCUGGAUCUACUGCAGGACGAACAGAUAUUCGACUCGAAGAAUCCGGACAAGGACAACCUGGAGCAGUUCAAGCUAGUGUUCUACGGCACGGAGACGUCUCUGGAGCUGGACGACGACCUGGACAGGGACAAGCCGAUGCCGCCCGUCCACCACCAGGAGCAAGUGCCGGACAAUUCGGCGAUCGGCACAAGGCACAACGCGGUGGACACGGAGGGCGACCCCUGGAUGGACAGCCAGCAGGUGGAGCGCGUCUCGCAUCAGGAGGUGCAGAGACCGACCACGGAGAACCAGAAGAGCGGUUGCAGUUCUGUGGACCCUGUAAAUGGCAGGUGCCUAGAGUGUAAGCCGAACUGGUACUACCACAACGGCAACUGCGUGUACGAGUGUCCGACGAAGACUUACGGGGUCGCCGAUGAGACAAAGGCGGUCUGCUCGCCCUGCCACUACAGCUGCCUGACCUGUUCAGGCCCGUUGGACAGCCAGUGCAGCACCUGCUACGAGGACUCGGAGCUUUCAACGAUCAACGACUCCCAGUGCGUGCUGAAAGAUUUAUCCUGGACGAUGCAGUCGACCGUGUGGUUCUACAGGAUGUCGGUCCUCUUCGUGAUCAACCUGGCCGUCCUGAUUGUCGCGCCGCCGGUUUACCUGAUCGUCAAUUGGUACUCGCGCAGCAAGAACUCGCUGAACUACGGUUACAGCAAGAUCUCCGACUCCAGCAACGGGGACGCUAACAAGGACACCGACAAGCUGCGCGACGUCGGCAGCCUCUCCGACAGCGAGUGAAAGGAACGGAGUCAGGAGCGAUUGAUACUAGCUGUGACGCGACAGAAGAGAGGCCGUUCGCGUCGGACGAAACAAAGAACGAAUCGGGAUUCCGAAUAGUCCGAACACUUUAGUGCAACAGCGGCUAAGAUUUUUGGCGAUUUUAGUUGGAAUGUAAAAGUGAAACUAUGAGCAGCUUGUGGAAGUCUGAUAAAAUUGUUCGAUAACUUAGAUAUUAGUGGCUUUACGAUUUUCCGAGUUAACAACUGAACUGCGGAUUUUAUGCGUUUAUAAGAUAGCUGUUUGGAAUUUAACUUGUGGAAGGAGAAUAUUUUGAACUUAGCGGAGAAUACGAGUCAGUCAUUGGUAACCGUUAUAUCGGUGAAUCCCCUGCGCAUCUGGUAUGAAGUAUAUUAGGUUUUAAAAGUGAUCUUCGUUUAAUUAUUCGUAAUAAUAGCAUAACUGUUUGAACAACAUAUAGAAUCUAAUUGAAGAAAAUUGAAAUAGGAUUUUCUUCUAAGCCCGAUAAAGGCGUUGAGUCAACGAGUCUAUGAAAUCAGUUGAAUUUUAGACUUAAGUUCACGUUUAAUCCGUAUUUGUAUAAACAUCCGCAGUGUAGUAACGACAAACAAUUGUCGAAUCGAUACCGUGGCCCAGCAGAUGCAUUCCGAAUGCGAUCGUAAAUUAGGUUAGUCGUAGCCCGGUGAAUAUUAUAAGUGCAUAGAGAACAGUGCGAACCAGUGAGGCGAAACGUGAGGAUCUAUAGUGUCGCGGCCCGCCAAGAUGAAUUUUAGGGUCACCGAAUUCACGGUACGUGGUUCGACAAGAAAACGAUUUCACGUUCUUCUCUCUUGUAUUCGGUUAUUCGGCGAAAUUUUGUGCGGCCUAAAUGCGUCCGCGUAAUGGCCGGUGCGAUGGGUUCGCAUCGAUAAAAGCUUGAUUUAUAUUUAACGACAGAAUUAUCGGGAUUAAGUAUAUUCGUGGCGCAUGCGACUGCGUCUCGGUGCGAAUACGCUUACUAAGUCUUCGUUAUUCGCUGACUAACAAAUAGCAGGUAGUCGUUGUUCGAUGCAGAGGGAUACUCUUCGGUGUUCCCUGCCCUUCGAUAAUCAAAAUUAGAUUAAUUUAAUCGCUUUAACCAUUCGUAACGCUCCCGAUCCGAGUUCCUAGCUAUGCUAAGCACAUUGUAAUUUAUACACCUGUGAAAUCGCGUUAUACUAUUUAUGCGAAAUAGUACUUUACUGUGUGGACGACAGUAAUGUUUAGCGACAUAUUUCAGACAGCCAAAGACUUUUAAGGUUACGAACUUGUAGAUACACAUGUUAAGGACCACAAAGGAGUUUGUUCAUAGUGAAUUGUCGAUGGAAAGUUUAAAUUCUAAGUGUAACUGAUUGCAUUGAUGAUAGAUAUAAAAAUCAUGUUUUUUCUCUUAACGGGGAAAGCUAGUUAAGAAUUGUAAGUUUGUUGAUAAUCAAGUAUUAAUAAAAUGGCAGCUUUGAGAAAUUAUUAAAUGU